AUGGUAAUUAACGGAUUCGUUGAUAAAACCACAACAAGAGACUUCCAGCCUGCUGUGGUUCAUCUACAAGGACAGGAAACCACUAUUCAGGUUAAGGAAGACCUGUCUGAAGGUGUCUUGAGGAACUGGAAGAUGGUGUCGAUCCACCACCGUGUCUUCAAGAUGCACUCUCGCUCCGGACAACUGGAGGUCCUACUGGACGGCAUCUACUUCAUAUAUAGUCAGGUGUACUAUCUGAACUUCACGGACAUUGCCAGCUACGAGGUGAUGGUAGACUCCACCCCCUUCCUGCGUUGUACCUGCAGCAUGGAGACGGGGCAGAGGAAGUUCAACACGUGCUACACGGCGGGGGUCAGCCUGCUGAGGGCGGGACAAAGGAUCUCCAUCAGGAUGGUCUAUGAUGACACGCUGAUCAGCAUGACCAAUCAUACUACGUUCCUGGGGAGCGUCAGGCUG
This is a messenger RNA of Oncorhynchus keta (chum salmon), 456 nucleotides long. RefSeq names its product ectodysplasin-A-like. Gene Ontology annotation, cellular component: membrane. Gene Ontology annotation, biological process: immune response; animal organ development. The record is from RefSeq and is a predicted model, not a curated record. NCBI's taxonomy places the organism in Eukaryota, Metazoa, Chordata, Actinopteri, Salmoniformes, Salmonidae. The transcript has 5 exons. Gene Ontology annotation, molecular function: tumor necrosis factor receptor binding; death receptor binding; death receptor agonist activity. The annotation marks the transcript as partial.